Rhipicephalus sanguineus (brown dog tick) is the source of this 1122-nucleotide messenger RNA. Its product is annotated as luciferin 4-monooxygenase-like. NCBI's taxonomy places the organism in Eukaryota, Metazoa, Arthropoda, Arachnida, Ixodida, Ixodidae. The transcript is spliced from 6 exons. Bases 1 to 1122 code for a protein of 373 amino acids. The record is from RefSeq and is a predicted model, not a curated record. Gene Ontology annotation, molecular function: CoA-ligase activity.
AUGUACGCCGCGUGCGCAGGAGCUACGAUUAUCAUUACACCACCGCCAAUGGACAACGACUUCUUUGACAAAAUAGACGAGUACCAGGUGCAAGUGGUCUGUUGCUUUCCGGCCAUGCUGACGAGGAUAUCACUCGUCCUGGAAGAAACGGGUCGUCAAAUGGCGUCCGUCAAGAAGGUGCUCUGCGCGGCAGCGUCCAUACCUAGGAAGGUCGGCGAGCGAAUUCUACGGCACCUAAAUCUUACGGACUUCAAGAACUGCCUAGGGUGUUCGGAAGGACUAUCGCCGUACUGUGUGCCUCCUCCAGGGGAAACGGCGUUCGAAUGCGUCGGCUUUCCGUCGUCCAACGUGAGAAUAAAGGUGGUAGACCCUGACUCUGGUAGGGCUCUCGGACCCGGAGAACAUGGCGAGAUUUGGGUGCAGACGCCCAGUGCAACACCAGGUUACGUACUGCACGACGGCCAGCUUCAGCGCGUGGUGGACGACAAUGGCUGGCUUCACACAGGCGAUAUUGGAUACUACAACCAAGACGGACGCUUCUUUGUGGUUGAGCGACUCAAGAGCAUUAUCAAAUGCCGAGACUACAGAGUGUUUCCUCAUGAGCUGGAAGCUAUACUUAACACUCAUCCAGCAGUCAUCGAAGCCUGCGUCGUAGGGAUUCCAGACGAUGAAGUGACCGAAGCGCCAACUGCGUUUGUUGUGAGAAGCAAAAACGACCAUGGCGAACCCCUUGUAACAGAAGAGGAACUGGUGGACCUUGUAGCAAGCGAUAUUGGAUACUACAACCAAGACGGACGCUUCUUUGUGGUUGAGCGACUCAAGAGCAUUAUCAAAUGCCGAGACUACAGAGUGUUUCCUCAUGAGCUGGAAGCUAUACUUAACACUCAUCCAGCAGUCAUCGAAGCCUGCGUCGUAGGGAUUCCAGACGAUGAAGUGACCGAAGCGCCAACUGCGUUUGUUGUGAGAAGCAAAAACGACCAUGGCGAACCCCUUGUAACAGAAGAGGAACUGGUGGACCUUGUAGCAACUUCAAGCUACGCGCCCGGAAGGGAACAGGGACAAAAUGUGCCAAGUGGCCGCUAUGGCGCUGCGCACUCGGAGAGCGGUGGCGCCAUCAAAUGA